Monoraphidium neglectum is the source of this 1653-nucleotide messenger RNA. RefSeq lists its product as hypothetical. The transcript is spliced from 2 exons. Bases 1 to 1653 code for a protein of 550 amino acids. NCBI's taxonomy places the organism in Eukaryota, Viridiplantae, Chlorophyta, Chlorophyceae, Sphaeropleales, Selenastraceae. The record is from RefSeq and is a predicted model, not a curated record.
AUGAAGCCGUUUUAUGUGGUCUUUGCAGCUUCCGUGCUGGACACUGACCUGAUAUACGUCUUCUGGAAGGUGCCCUCCAUAGCCAUCUGCCGCACCGACCAGUUUGACAACGCGUGCAAGGUGCUCGGCCUGCCGACCGGCGCGGCGGCCGCGCGGCUCGCCGCGUCGGCGGCGCCAAGGCCGUCGAUGCCGGCGUGGCGGCAGGCGCUGCUGGCGGCUGCGGCGGCGCAGCAGGAGGAGCAGCAGCAGCAGGAGCAGCGGCAGCAGCAGGAGCAGCAACAGCAGCAGCAGCAGCUACUGCUGCAAGACCAUCCGCUGCCGAUGCAGACCCUGCUGUCUGACGACCGGCUGCAGCGGUUGCUGCUGCGGGAGCAGCGGCAGCGCCUCGGCGCGCUACAGUGGCGGCUGCAGGACGAGCGAGCGAUGCCGCGGGGGAUGCCGGCCUCGUGGCAGCAGCAGCAGCAGCAGCAGCAGCAGCAGCAGCAGCCGUGCCUAGAUGCAGCGGACCCUGCUCUCAUCCUUGCAGACCCUGCGGGCGACUGCCAGCGCGAGUGUGGCGGCGGCUUGGUGCACAUUAUGCCCGACAAGGCCGGCUUCAAACGCCAGCGGCAGGCUGGCAAGCAGCAGAAGGAGCAGGAGCAGUUGCAGCAGCAGCAGCACCCGCAGCCGCCGCCUCUGCCUGCCCAGCGCGCGCCCCAGCAGCCGCAGCUGUGGCAGCGACAGAUCGCGCGCAGCAGCAGCGGUGGGAGCGAUGACGCGCAGACACUGGCUGACGUCCCGGGGGCCCCCGCCGCCACGGCCGCCGUCGCCGCCGCCACCACCCCGCCGCCGCUGCUCUCGCGCGGCGCCCGUUCAUCGUCCCUCGGUCCCGCCGGCUGCCCCCAACCCGCCGGCCCCGACCCCGCCGACGACGCCGCGGCCGUCGCCGCCGCGGCUGCCGCCGCGACAGUGCGUUGCGUUCCGCGGCCGCCGUCGGCGGCGGCGCUGCGCGCGCUGCUACUCGCGUCGUACGGGCAGCUGGGGUUCACCCGGCCCCUGUGCCCUAAGGACCUGUCGGCCCUGCAGGCGCUUGCGGGCUUCAGCGCCGCCAGGCCCGCGGGCGGCGGGGGCGAGGGGGCAGUUGAGGACGCGGACGCGGCGCGGCGCGAGUGGGAGGGGUUCCUUGCCGCGUGGGUGCAGACGCUGAGUCUCAUGAAGCUGAUACACAACCUCUGGGACAUGGCAGUGCCCACCACCCUUGUCUCCGGCCCCGCCGUCGGCCGCGCCGCGGUUGCCGCGGCGCUCCGCCCGCAGCCGCCGGGCACCUUCCUCUGCCGCGUCUCGCUCGGCCAGCCCGGGUCGCUCAUCGUCAGCUGCCGCGCAGCUGCUGAGCACCCGCAGGCCGACGCCGACGGCGUUGUGCACGUCGCGGUGCCCGCAGCGCUGCUGCGGCGGCGACGCGCUGACUCGUGGCUGCGGGCGCUGCCCGGCGCGACGCACGCGCUCGACGCGGCGACAGGCGCACGGUUCGACAAGCGGCAGCUGCUCGAGGGUGAUUACGUGAGGGUCGCCGAGAUCAGCGCCGCGGCGGCCGCCGCGGCGGCGGCGAAAAAGGCGGCGUGCGGCGACGCCUGCGCCGGCGCCUCGGUGGCCGUAGGCGUGCAGGCCGGCUGA